Molecule: messenger RNA, 1907 nt
Organism: Eucalyptus grandis
Lineage: Eukaryota; Viridiplantae; Streptophyta; Magnoliopsida; Myrtales; Myrtaceae
Product: beta-glucuronosyltransferase GlcAT14A
Exons: 6
Coding region: 289-1527 (412 amino acids)
Cellular component (GO): membrane
Molecular function (GO): glucuronosyltransferase activity
Source: RefSeq, a predicted model, not a curated record
CCGUUCUCGACAUCCCAAAGCCCGUUUCUUUAGUCCCAUUUUCCUCCUCGAUCUCCUCCUCCAUCUUGUUUUUUUAACUGAUCCGUGCAUGCUCUCUCCUCCUUCCACUCGGCCACUCGCGCCUGGCAACCGUGCUGUGCCGAUUGGGAUAAAUUUAACCCCAGAGUCUGGAAUCUGGAGAUCUAUCUGAGGAAGAUGUGUUGCCUGACAGAAACUGGGAUGCGAUGAACACCAAUUUGAAAUGAUGAAAAUUUCGCCCUUGAUGAGUUCGUUAAAUAUGGAGAAGAAAUGGGUCUUCCCGCUUGUUAUAAGCUCUGUACUAUGCAUCUUUCUUCUUGCCACUUCCUUAAACAUGGGUCUUGUUUCUUCCUUCAUACAAUCAAUUCGAUCUUCUCAAUUUUCCCAUCCCGUCUAUCCACAAACCAAACGAACCCUGUAUUUGCCGAGAGCAAGGUUUCGCAAUCGCCACCGCCUCCUUCUGCUCCUGGAGUUCCCCGUUUUGCAUAUCUGAUUUCUGGCUCAAGAGGCGAUUUGGAUAAGCUCUGGAGAACUCUUCAUGCGCUUUAUCAUCCGUUGAACCAGUAUGUUGUCCAUUUGGACCUCGAGUCCCCGGCAGAGGAGAGAUUGCAGCUUGCUUCGAGGGUUGAAAAGGAUCCACUAUUUUCCAAAGUUGGGAAUGUUCACAUGACGACCAAAGCAAACAUGGUUACCUACAGAGGACCGACCAUGGUUGCUAAUACCCUUCAUGCCUGUGCCAUUCUUCUGAAGAAGAGUAAGGACUGGGAUUGGUUCAUCAACCUCAGUGCUUCAGAUUAUCCUCUUGUAACUCAAGAUGAUAUGCUGUCUGCAUUUUCCAAUUUGAACCGGAACCUGAAUUUCAUCGAGCACACAAGCCAGCUAGGUUGGAAGGAGGAUAAACGAGCCAUGCCUUUGAUGGUAGACCCUGGUUUAUACAAGUCGACAAAAUCAGACAUAUUUUGGGUCACACCUAGAAGAGCUUUGCCAACAGCGUUUAAACUGUUUACUGGUUCGGCAUGGAUGGUCCUCUCGCGAUCAUUUGUGGAGUACUGCAUCUGGGGUUGGGAUAAUCUGCCAAGGACCCUGCUCAUGUACUACACGAAUUUCGUCUCUUCUCCUGAAGGGUAUUUCCAGACCGUCAUUUGCAACGUUCCCGAGUUUGUUCAGACUGCUGUCAACCAUGAUCUGCAUUAUAUUUCCUGGGACAAUCCUCCAAGGCAGCAUCCACACACACUCACUAUCAAUGAUACGGGUAAAAUGAUUUCAAGCGGGGCCGCCUUCGCUCGGAAAUUUAAGCAAGAUGAUGCCGUCCUGGAUAGGAUCGAUAAGGAAUUACUUGGACGGAAGAAUGGCGGCUUCACCCCUGGUGGUUGGUGCUCUGGCAAACCAAAGUGUUCAGAGGUUGGCAAUCCCACAAAGCUUAAACCUGGUCCUGGAGCUCAAAGGCUCCGUGUUCUGAUUGCUAAGCUAGUCAUGGCAGCUAAGCUCGGUCGAGAUCAGUGUAAAUAGAUAUCAGAAACAAUUCUUGGUUUCCUAUGGGGGUCAUGAUAAGAGAGGAGAGUGAAAAAUGCGAAGCUGAGUUCUUGGGUUGGAAUGAUUGUUGGAAGGGAAGAGUUUUGGAACUUCGGCUAGAUCUGAAGUCUCUACUAGUGGCAUCCUAUAUUAACUAGGCUCGGAGCUACCAGUACUAUUACACAUUUGCCUCCUAAACACCUGUUUUUGUAGGUUACAUUUCGAUAGAGCUAUACAGAUUCUAUAAUAUUUAUGUGUAAUAAUUUCUACAAGGUUCUAGGGAUGAUGGAGCCUUAGCCUGCAGAGGAUUUUGGAACACUAUUAUUUUUCUGCUAGCGAAUGACACUGAAAUUGACCGUCCUGGAAGAGAAGACAAA